UUUAAAAAUGAGACAAAGAAAUAAAAAUAAACUGACUGAUGAUCAAAUUGCAAAUUAUUUAUUAGCUGAAGACACCUUAGAUAUUGAGGAAUUGGACGAGGGAGAUGAUAUAAAUUUAGAAAAUUUAGAUGAGAUGCUUCAUAUGAUAAAGGAUGUCGAAAAUGAAGAAUUGUUUCUUGUUUCGCCUAAAUUUAAUAUUUCUGAAGUACUUCCAACCGAAACACAAUUAUCGGUGUCUCCAGUUAUACCAGUCACAACAAAUGCAGAAAUUUCUAUUUCACCAUCUCGGGACUCAUCUACACCUGUAACUUUAAAAAUCAUCACUAACAACGAGGUACUAGAAUAUGAUUAGAGUAAUAUACCAGUAGGUAAACCUAACUGGAAUAAAUCUGUUUGGUCUGAACCAUAUCCAACUAGUAAUUUACCAUUGCCACCACCUCAAGCAGAACUACUUACUCCACUUCAAUAUUAUUAAUUAUUCAUUGAUGAUAGUGUAGUUGAAAAUUUCGUAAAUCAAACAAAUUACUAUUCUUGUCAAAAAAAAUGGGUCGAGUAUCAAUACUUAUUUUUCUGAAAUGGAACAGUAUUUAGGAAUACACUUUUAUAUGAGUAUCGUAAAAAAUGCCAUCCUAUAGGAUGUUUUGGAGCUCACAGACUAGAUUUUCAAUAAUUAGUGAUAACAUGUCACGUAACAGAUAUGAUAAAUUACGAUCUAAUUUUCAUGUAAACCAUUAUGAAAAUUUACUUCCACGAGACAACUCAAAUCAUGACAAACUUUUUAAAAUCCGUCCGUUUAUAGAUUCUGUUAGGAAUAAUAUGAAAAGAGUACCAGUUGAAGAAUACAGUUCAAUUGACGAAAUAAUUAUACCAUUCAAAGGUAGAUUUGUCAUGAAACAAUAUAAUAAAAACAAACCGCAUAAGUGGGGUAUCAAAAUUGUUCGAACAGGCUAUUGCGUUCUGUCUGGCCGCGACAACCGGUUCCCCCCGAUAGCGUGCCGAUUCUGGAAUGUUCGAGAACUUUCGGUCGGCACGCUUCGUCGCGCUGGCAUCACGAUCCGGGCGAUCCAUGGUCCGACACUUGCAACCGAGCGAGCUGGUGGUUCCCACCGGGUGUGUGACUUUUCUUUUGCCGUCGUGCAUGUUACCGCCGGGUGUGUGACGUUUCUUUUGCCGUCGUGCAUGUUAUCGCCGGGUGUGUGACUUUUACUUUGCCGUCGUGCGUAUCACCGCCGAGCGUAUUACCCCUUUUGCCGUGGUCCGUCAAUUUCGUGUGCGUGGCUUGUCCUUUCCACAUCGCCAUUCAAGCCAUCGGCAGUGUCAUCGUCGUCGAGGUUGGUCGCGUCCAGUGAGCUUCCGAAGUCGUCAACAUCUGUCGGUCUUGGUGGCUGUCGCACGUGCUGUGUGCACGGUCGCGUGGGCGCAACCACACAGACCAUAAGACCGAUCGAGGUAUUUAUGAUCGAAACUGGUGACACGUAGCGUGAUUUAACUUGUGUAUUGUUCACAAUAAUUAUUGUUCAUUUGAUUAUUUUAAUCCUUGGGCGCCCAUCAAAUGUGUAAUUAUUAUUAUUGUUAUUAUUAUGGGAUAUUUACUUUAAUACAAAUUAACGGUAUCAUAAUUUAUGUCCUUGACUUAAUUUGAGGCUACCUCUGUCCCUCAUUCCUUUUUGCGGAUUGACGUUGUAGUCGGGUUUAUUUCGAGUGUGGCGAAGCCGUCGGGUUACCUCUGUCCGACCAUUGAGGUUUCGCGUACAUUUUUGGUAGCAGAGCGUGGUUAAACUCCACACAUUUUUUUUUAUAUAUGUUUGCUCCACACAAUUUGGAACGUCAGUUAUAAUUUUUUCAAGGGAAAGAUUAAUUUUAUAUUGAGGGGUAUUCCACCACUUAGGGUUUUCCGUAUUGCCUGUCGGCUGCCGUCGUUGACGUGCAGUUAUCGGUGACAUCGUCAUCUGUUUACCACCGGUCGGUUCACGUCCCGCUACAUUUAUCAUUACCGGCUCUCUAUUAUCGAUAGCUUUAUUGAUUCAUUGUUUUUUUUUUCGUUCGGAUUAAUUAUUAUCAUGCCUUAUAACGACGUCGGUAGAGAUAACGCGACAGAAAAAUCGCGUCAGGAACGAUGUAUGACCAGGGCAAUUACGAAACGUACGACGAUUAUCGCGUCUAUUCGUGCGAUACACGCAUUGUCAUUACGUGCAGAUAAAGAACCGGGUCUCAUACCUGAGUUAUUAAUUAGUGUCGAUGGCCUCGAUGCAUUAUGGUCGGAUUUUAAUGUCGAGGAUAAUGCAGUUCUUGAUUGUUUGAUAGAAUUAGAUGUAGUUGUUGAUUAUUCCCCAGAUCUCGUUCCCGAGGUGCGCGGGCUCGUUAACGCAGCAAAAGCCGUAGCUGCCCUUUAUCGCACAGCGACUAAUGUCGAUCAUGUUCACACGACUCCGAUCGAAUCUAAUACGCACACACAUGCGUCUCUAUCACGGUUGCCUGAAAUUCCACUGCCACAAUUUAAUGGUAAUCUUCAUAAUUGGGCUACAUUUCGUGAUAGAUUUACCGCGUUAGUGGACACCCGUCCCGGUUUGGCAAAAAUAGACAAACUGUAUUACCUGAUCGGUUGUGUGAAAGAUUCUGCUGCUGACGCGAUACGUGGUAUUCCAGUUGUUUGCCAUUGAUUCCAAGAGUGGUAUAAUUCAUGACUUUGAAAUUUAUGUUGGGAAGGGCACUGUACAACUGUUCGACACAGGACUUGGGGUCUGAGCGGAGACAUCGUCAUGCGAUUAACUGAAUGCAUACCUAAAUUUGAAAAUUAUAAAGUAGCUGUAGACAACUGGUUUUAUUCUUAUAGUCUCCAAUGUCGUACAAAAUAUGCGGGCUUACAAUGUAUUGGAACUGUACGAUCAAAUAGAACGGGUAAUUGUGAUUUUGAGACUGAUAAUGUAAUGAAAAAAAGUGGACGUGGCUCGUAUAACUGGAAAGUUGACUCUACAAAUGAAAUAGUUUUUUGUAAGUGGUUUGAUAAUAAGUAUGUGCAUAUUAUAUCAAACUAUAUGGGAAUAGACCAACUGAUUCCGUUGAAAGAUGGAGUAUGUCAAAUAAAAAAUAUGUUUCUGUUGUCAGACCAGCCUGUGUGAAGGAAUAUAAUAGCUUCAUGGGGGGAAUUGACCUGCAUGACAUGCUGGUAGAAUUGUACAGGACAGAAAAUAAAGUUAAACGCUAUUAUUUACGAAUCAUACACCAUAUUUUAGAUAUGUGCACUGUAAAUGCUUGGUUACUAUACAGAAGACACUGUCAGCAAUUACACAUAACUAAGUAUCAAAGUAUGUUGCAAUUCAAAACUAAUAUUGCUGAAGGACUUAUAAAUGCUGGAUUUAAUAAAAAAAAACAAAGGGGACGUCCAUCUUCAAGUAUAAAUUUUGUAAAUCCUACAACUCCUAAAAAAAAGAACAUUGGCCAUGUCCUAUUAGUGAAAGAGGUGCAAACAUUGUUCAAAACAUAGUUAUUCUAGAAUGAAAUGCGAAAAGUGUAAUGUUAACCUUUGUUUGAAUAAUAAUAAAAACUGUUUUGUAAGUUUUCACAACAAAUAACAAAUAAUUAAAUUAAUCAAAUGCCUAAUUCAUUGUUAUUUUGUUUUUUACUGUAUUUUAUUUUAUUUCAUUUAAUCAUUACUAUACUCUUUUGUCUUAACCCUUUAUAGGGCAGAGGGAAAUUAUUUCCCACCUUAGCAAAAAAAAAUACUGUAACUUGUGAUUUUAGUGAAAUAAUUUCCCACUUAUAUGAAGCGAAUGUUCAUAGUUUUCUGCGUUUAUUAUUAUAUAGGUAUUUUUACUCUAGCACACUCUAGUAAUGAGUUAUUGAAAUAAAACGUUCCCAGCGGGAAAUAAUUUCCCACUGCCCAUUCAUGGUAUCUGAUUAUUCCGAGAAUUAUUUAUAGUUUUGUUUCAAUUGAAAUUUAUUGUUGAUAAAAUCGUUUAAUUUAUCUGUGAUCAGUAUAAUUAAAUACCUAGCUUAGUUUUUGGUCUUUAUUUUCGUGUGAUAAUGAAAUAUCAUAUCAUACUGUAUUAUUAUUAUUAAUUUUUCGUGACACGUUUUUCAUGUCAAUAUUUUUUUACUCUAACUAAAACGACUACAAAGAAGAUAGAUUGCUGUUAGGAACUCAAAGAUUGUAUCAAUUUAACAAAUAAGUCAUAAGGAAUCAAUAUAUAUAUAUACGAUGGAUUAUAAACUUAAUGAUCAAGAUAUAUUAUAUGAGUUAUUUGAUAUAACCACCAUCCCAAAAAAGAUCAAAAACAAACUUGGAAGUAAUUUCAACUAUUGAAACACAUAUUGCAACUAAAAUUUUUAAAUACAGACGCUGUUUUAGAUGUAGUACCAAAAAACAUGACAAAAGAUCUAAUAUGAUAUGUGCAACUUGCAACAAGGUUUUAUGCAAAGAUUGUUUUGCUGAGUACCAUAAAACUUAGUAUAUUUUAUUGAUUUUAAUGGCCUAUUACAACAGUUGAUGUAUUUUUUUUUUUUAGAAAGUUUAUUUUAUUUUCAUUUUCAAGACUGAAUUGAAUUAUCUAA
This is a messenger RNA of Sipha flava (yellow sugarcane aphid), 4551 nucleotides long. RefSeq lists its product as uncharacterized. The transcript is spliced from 3 exons. Bases 8 to 352 code for a protein of 114 amino acids. NCBI's taxonomy places the organism in Eukaryota, Metazoa, Arthropoda, Insecta, Hemiptera, Aphididae. The record is from RefSeq and is a predicted model, not a curated record.